Thamnophis sirtalis is the source of this 1002-nucleotide messenger RNA. The record is from RefSeq and is a predicted model, not a curated record. NCBI's taxonomy places the organism in Eukaryota, Metazoa, Chordata, Lepidosauria, Squamata, Natricidae.
AUGUUUCUUUUUGUUUUGGUAGGUGAAUCUGGAUUGGGAAAAUCAACACUAAUCAACUCAUUAUUCCUGACAGACCUGUAUUCUCCAGAAUUCCCAGGACCUUCAUAUAGAAUUAAAAAGACUGUACAGGUAGAACAGUCUAAGGUUCUAAUUAAAGAAGGUGGUGUUCAGUUGCUACUAACAAUAGUUGAUACACCAGGAUUUGGUGAUGCAGUGGAUAAUAGCAAUUGCUGGCAGCCAGUUAUUGAUUACAUUGACAGUAAAUUUGAAGACUAUCUCAAUGCAGAAUCACGUGUGAACAGACGACAGAUGCCAGACAACAGGGUCCAGUGUUGCUUAUAUUUCAUUGCUCCUUCAGGACAUGGGAGCCAUCAUCGACACCAUUGCAUGCAAGUUCUUCCUCUCUCCCAAACAUCGCUCCAGCAUACGGUCGAUGGUGAACCAGAUCUGGACACUGAGGCCCUCACAUCGGCUCUGGUUGAACUCCUGCAUUCUGUCAGUCUUCGACUACUUACCCUUAAGGUGGCCUUUCUCAUGGCAGUGACCUCAGCCAGAAGGAUUUCGGAGCUGGGGGCCCUGUCAGUUCAAAAUGACCUGUGCAUCUUUAGACCCAGUACAGUCACUCUACGUCUCGACUCGUCGUUCAUCCCGAAGAUAAUGAAAGAAAUCCAAGAGCACAAAAUUAAAAUAUAUGAAUUCCCAGAAACUGAUGAUGAAGAAGAAAAUAAACUGUUUAAAAAGUUAAAGCUGCUGGGCCUGCUGCACCUGCUGCUUCUGGCCUCGUGGGAAUUCUUUGAUUUCAUGGCCACACUGCUCUCGGCCGCCCUACUGGGCUGCUCCUACCUGGCAAAGGGCAAUUUGGCCCAGAUCUAUGAACUCCAGAGCACCUUGCCCAUCAUCGAUUUCAGGCUGUGCCCCUCUGUCCUGCACAAGCUCCAUGGUGACCCUGAAACAGUACAGAAGAGGGAGCGGGAGAUUGCCCCUUCCUCCUUUGCACUCUAA